Messenger RNA from Pichia kudriavzevii, 5445 nucleotides. RefSeq lists its product as uncharacterized. Lineage: Eukaryota; Fungi; Ascomycota; Pichiomycetes; Pichiales; Pichiaceae. Gene Ontology annotation, molecular function: guanyl-nucleotide exchange factor activity. The coding region runs from base 1 to 5445 and encodes 1814 amino acids. Gene Ontology annotation, biological process: regulation of ARF protein signal transduction. The record is from RefSeq and is a predicted model, not a curated record. The transcript has a single exon.
AUGAGUGAUAUUGAGAUACAAGAAGAGAACGAUCAAUUGCCCUCUGUGAAGCCGGCUCACGAUACACCAGCCGAUAAUGAGGAUCGCCGUCAACAUCCUGAAAUUGAAGUUCAACUUGAACAUGCGGAUGAGGAGGAGGAGGUAGAAGGAAAUGGAAGGCCGGGAAACGAUGCAACCGAUAUGCCUGAGUCGAUUCGUACCGACCAGCGAUCUGUUUAUUCCAUGAGCAACAUGUCACCUGUAAAGAAGAAAUUAACCAAUACUUCAUCACACCUCAAUGAAUCGGCAAGUAUAUCAUUUUUGAGAUCAAGUUUUGAACAGCUCAUUUCUAUUAAAGAUAUCAUGAAAAAACACCAAGAUAUUGUUCAGAAAAGUACAACUGUUAUUGGCACAUUGAAGGCAGGUCAUAUGCCUGAGGAAAAUAUUAUUUUUGAACCUUUAAAAUUGGCAUGCGAACAGAGCAAUAUCGAAGCAAAGGUUUUAGCAUUGGAUUGCUUGAGCAAGAUAUUUACAUUCAACCUGUUCAAUAAACCAAUAUUCUGGGACUAUAAAGGAACCAAGCCAAAAGUUGUAAGUUCAAAUGAGGACUUGGAAGCCGGUUUAGAUUCAGGUACGAAUAAUGGGAAAGUUCUACUGAUUGAGGCAGCAGUAAACACAGUUAUAUCAUGCUUUGAAGGAGAAGGGACUGAUGAGCGUGUUGAGCUGCAAAUUGUUAGGGUUUUAACAGGCACUGUUGUCAAUGAAUCUAUGCCAAUUCAUGGUAAGGUUCUAUUACAAGUUGUUAGGCAAAUUAAUAAUAUCUUUUUGUUAUCACUAUCCCCAGUUAAUCAAAGUAUUGCACAAGCUGCGUUGAUUCAAAUUGUUGAUACUGUUUAUGGUAAAGUUUCCAAGUUGAGGAACAAAAAGAAAAUCACAACGAAAUUGGGAAAUGGAUUCACACCCCAAGAUCAAUCCAAGGGAACUUUGGUGAAUAGUGACUCUCACACAGAAAAUGACCACAUCAGCAAUGGAAAUGAAAAUGGCCAAAGCAUGACCCUACAGCAGCUACAAGAUACAAGUAAUGAUAACGUUCAAUUAACAACCGAAGAGGUUCUUGGUGAUGACGAUGAGCUUUAUGUUAAAGACGCAUUUUUGAUUUUCAGGUCAAUCAGCAAUCUGGCAUCAAAAGUUAUUGAAGUUGAAUCAUUAGAUAUGAGGUCUCACCAGGUUAGGGUAAAAAUGCUAUCAUUGCAUAUUAUCCAUAUGAUCAUCAAAAAUUAUUCGGAUGUCUUUGCCGAUAAGGAACAUUUAAUAUUCAAUAAGAAUAGCUCGGAAUCAACAGCUUUGGUUGAUGGUAUUAGAAAAUAUUUAUGCUUAGCUCUUUCAAGGAAUGCAACCUCUCAAUUGUCAUCGGUUUAUGAGAUUACAAUGGAAAUCUAUUGGCUGAUGAUCAAAAACUUGAGAUCGGAAUUCAAAUUUGAGAUCCCUGUUUUCUUAGAUGAGAUAUAUUUCCCCGUUUGUGAAAUGAAAACAUCUGUUCCUUACCAAAAACGUUACGUCCUAAAUAUGAUUUACAAAAUUUGUUCCGACCCGAAGAUUUUGGUGGAAUUCUAUUUAAACUACGACUGUGAUACAGUUUUACCUAACUUGUGUGAAAAGAUAAUUGAUCACCUUGCAAAACAUGCAUUGCAAAGAGUUGAUGCUACGCCUCAACAAAAAGCAAGCUUUAAGUUAUUCCAGAAAAUGGAACUAGCAAGCCAGAAAUUCGAUAUAAUUCCUGAGUUAAACUCAUCAAAAUUAACAAGCACAGCUCCAAAUCCUGAUGUUACGAUGAACUUCCCCAAUGAUUUCGCAUUAAAAAUGAUAUCCAUUGAUUGUAUUGUUUCAUUCCUCCAAUCUUUAAAUAUAUCUUGUGGAACACCCUUGGAAUACUUUUCUGAUGAUAACCAAAUGGUGUCGCUAGAUGAAUUGAAGACAAUUUCUAGCGAAAUGAGAUUGAGAACGGGGUCCAUAACUUCAGGCUCUAUAUCCCGUGUCUCCCUUAACCAUUCCGACUCUCAAGUUAAUACGCCUACUAUUGCCGAAUCAGAGGAGACGCUUGGAACUAAGCAGUUUGAUAGUGCCAAACAAAGAAAGACGGCUUUACUUGAAGGUAUCAGGUUAUUCAAUUUUUCACCGAAGAAAGGUAUCGCAUUUCUUGAAAGAAAUGGAUUUCUAAAUACAAAGGAUCCUUCAACAAUUGCGAAGUUCAUCAUUGAUAAUCCAAAUCUUGAUAAAACACAGGUUGGUGAAUAUUUAGGUGGAAGUAAAGAGGAAAACAUUUCUGUAAUGCAUGCCUUUGUUGAUAUUAUGGACUUCAAAAAUAAAAGUUUUUUGGAUGCAUUGAGAUCAUUCUUACAGCAUUUCAGACUACCCGGCGAGUCUCAGGUUAUUGAUAGAUUUAUGUUAAAGUUUGCAGAAAAAUACGUGAACGAUAAUCCAAAGGUAUUUGCAAAUGCGGACACAGUCUAUGUCUUGUCGUAUUCUGUUAUAUUACUAAAUACUGACCAACAUUCAGCGCAAGUUAAAAAGAGAAUGACAUUGGAUGAUUUUAUAAAAAAUAACAAAGGAAUUGAUGACGGCAAAGACUUAGAUCCUAAAUUUUUGGAAGAGGUUUACAAGGACAUCCAAAACAAUGAAAUUAUCUUGAACAGUGAGCAACAAGCUGUAAUGAUAUCGAACGAUGUGAGUGCAUAUCAACCACUGUUAAGUAACCCAUUUUUUGGUAGGAAUUAUGCUAAGGAAGCAUAUACUAAAGUCACGAAAGUUUUAAGUAAGAAUACCGAAAACACAGUGAUUUCUUUAGGUAAGAAUGCAAGAAAAAAUUUACGGUAUUUUACAUCAGAUUCAGCAUCUAACCCUGAACAUGUUAGAUCAAUGUUUGAUAAUCUGUGGAUGUCUUUGCUCGCCGGCUUAACCCCACCAUUCAAAGAUUACGAUGAUGAAGAUGUUGCUGAUGUUUUAUUGCUUGGUAUUCGUCUAUCGAUUCAUAUGUCUUGCAUAUUUGACAUUGAUUACGCAAGAACUUCAUUUAUCAGAGCAUUGGUUCAAUUCACCAAUAUGAACAAUCCAGAAGAUAUGAAGGAUAAGAACAUUAAGGCAAUUUAUACUAUCUUAGAAAUUGCGAUUGAUGAUAAUUCAUAUCUAAAAUCUUCAUGGAGGGAUAUUUUUAUUACCAUCUCUCAAGUUGAGAGACUUAGAUUAUUGUCUAAAGGUGUUGAUGGUAGUAGUGUUCCUGAUUUGAUCAAUGCCAGGCUUUCCAAGAAAUCUUUAGAUAUCAAGAAGCAUGAACAGCAUUCCGGAUUCUUCUCGGCUAUUAGUGGGGGCAAGAAAGUAAGUGUAUCAGAGCAAGCCUUUUUGAACCACGUCAAUCAAAAGUUACCUACUGAGAUGGUCAAUAAGAUCAACACCACCGAAUUAGACGUUAGAAUUGACAAAGUUUUCAGUAAGAGUUCUGAAAUUCAAGGUGACGGCAUUUUUGAUUUUGUUAGCGGUUUAGUUGAGGUUGCACGCGAGGAAAUCAAAUCAUCUGGUGAUAGCCAAGAGCCAAGAAUGUUUUGUUUACAGAAGAUGGUUGAUUUCUGCUAUUACAAUAUGAGUAGAAUCAGAUUGCAAUGGUCUGAGAUUUGGAAGGUUAUGAACCAAGAAUUCAAUGAAUUUGGAUGCAGCUCUAAUAAUGCAGUUGCAUUUUUUGCAAUUGAUUCAUUAAGACAAUUGAGCGAGAGGUUUUUUAGUAUUGAGGAGUUAGCCCAUUUCAAGUUUCAAAAGGAGUUUUUGAGGCCAUUUGAUUAUAUUAUUAUCAAUAGCCCGAGUCUCGAUGUUAAGCAGAUGGUUUUGGACUGUAUUCAAUAUUUGAUACUCAAGAACUCGAAGGAUAUUAGAUCUGGUUGGACUACUAUUCUAGAAACGUUGGCACACGCUGCUUAUUGUAUUGAUAGUGAGAAGUUUGUUUCUUGUGGCCUCAAGUCUGUUCAACAAAUUUUAGAGACCCAUCUCGACGCAAUCGAAGAACAGAAUGGAUAUAGUGCUCUGGUUGAGUGCUUGUGUGAGUAUGGUAAAAAUGAGAGGUACCAAAAGGUUGGAUUGAGAGCUUUAUCUAUGAUCAACUUAUUGGUCGAAAAAACCGGCAAUGAAGUCGAUAUUAGAGUUGGUGAUGAUGACUAUUUGAACGAUAGAUGGUUCCCUUUAUUGUUAAGUUUUCACAGCAUUAUUAUGGAAGGUACUGAUUUAGAAGUGCGUUCAAAAGCUUUAAACUUUUUGUUUGAUGGAUUGAUUACCCAUGGUAAAAAUUUUGAUGAAGAGUUCUGGCGUAAAGUUUGGCUAGAGCUACUGUUCCCGAUCUUUGAUAUUUUGAAGAGACAUGGCGAAAUUAACAUCAUUCAAAAUGAAGGAUUAUGGGUGUGGCUCUCGAGCACAAUGAUUCAAGCCUUAAGAAAAAUGGUUUUACUAUUUACUACAUUCUUCAACGAUCUCCAUAGCAUUGUGGACGACUUUAUGAGUCUUUUGAUAUCCUGUAUUUGCCAAGACAAUGAUGCCAUUUCAAAGAUUGGUAUUUCGUGUUUGAAGGACCUCAUUAUUGAAAAUAUCACCAAAUUUGAUGAUGAUAAAUGGGAGAGAAUUAUCAAGACUUUCAGUACGCUAUUCAAGAUCACUACUGCAAAAGAGUUAUUUGAGCUAGAUCCGAAAAAUAUCAAACCAAAUGGAGCAAGGUCUCCAUGCAAUGGGGACGAGAAUAAUAACGAUGAGGAAGAAAUAGACAACGAAGAUAGUGAGGAAGAAUCUGAGCAAGCGUAUUCUGAGAUUACCCCUGAAAAAACGUUUUCAUCACAGGAGAUUGUUGUUAAAUGUGUUUUACAUUUGCAUAUGAUCCAAUUACUCUCCGAGUUAUUUGACGAUGACAAGUUCUAUGCAUGUAUUCCAUACAAACAUUUGAUUUCAUUAAGUAAAUUACUGGAGGGAAGCUACCAAUUUUCCAGAGAUUUCAACGAAGACUACAAUCUUCGUGUGAGGUUGUGGAAUUCUGGGGUAGUUGACAAACUGCCAAAUUUGUUAAAGCAGGAGACGUCCUCUGUUGGUGUUUACAUCAGUAUCUUGUUCCGGCUGUACUGCGAUGAGGACAAGGUUGACAAUGAGGGCAGGGUAAAAAUAGUAUCCACAUUGAUUCCAUUGUCAAAUGCACUAUUUGCAAGAGCGACUGAAUUCCAGCAACGCCAAGAGUUCAAGAACCUGCAGUCGUGGAUACCGGUGGUCAUUGAGGUGUUGCAGGCCUUGACCGAGUUGAAGGAUGAGGAUUUCCGCCGGGCAUGUCCAGUGACAUAUGGGCAUGUUAUUUCGCUCUUUCAGGGGAACAUCUCUGAGGGGCUACAGGGGGUGUUGAGGUCGUACCUCACUCGUGUUGGGUCGCUCUACAUCGACACCGCUAGAUAG